CCGCACUGGUUUCUGCCCAGCAACUGAUGAGCAACACCACCCGAGCCAAUUGAAAGACCAAUUCUUCCAAAAAGAGACUCUGUUCCUGUUUGUCACAGUGAGCAGCCUUUCUUUCUUUUCCCUUUCUUCCAGAGCAGACUAUUAACCAUAAUGGAGAACUGUUGAUUACCUUCAUUCUAUGGGCUCUGAUUUUCAUAUGGGAAUGCCAAAGUCAGCAUCGAGAGCAGUUUGACGAGCAGAGGACGAGCUGAAAGGCAGUAUUCUGUCUGAGGGUGUGUCCAGGUUUCAGACAAGGGUCUGAAGGAGAGCCAGCUGCACAGACUCCUGCUCCCUUGUCCCCCGGCAGUUCCCGGACUUGCAGGUUGUAGUUUCUGCCUGACUCUUUUUGGGGUCUCUCUGCAGCACAGAGGAAAAUGGCAAGUUCCCUAGACUUCCCUCUGCUUGACCUCCUUGUCUGCCUCGUCUUGGUCCAGCUGCUUACCCCUUGCUCAGCUCAAUUUUCUGUGAUUGGACCCUUUGGGCCCAUCCUCGCCAUGGUGGGUGAAGACGCUGAUCUGCCCUGUCAUGUGUCCCCCAAGAUGAGCGCAGAGACCAUGGAGCUGAUGUGGGUGAGAUCCAGCCUUGGGCAGGUAGUAUAUGAGUAUGCAAACGGGCAGGAAGUAGAAGAGCAACAGAUGGCAGAGUAUCGAGGGAGAACUUCUAUUUUAAGAGAUGGCAUCACUGAAGGGAAGGCUACUCUCCGAAUUUACGAUGUCAGAGCCUCUGACAACGGAAGCUACCUGUGUUAUUUCCAAGAUGAAAACUUCUCUGAAAAAGCCAUGGUGGAGCUGGAGGUUGCAGCCCUGGGUUCUGAUUUUCACAUUGAAAUGAGGGGUUAUGAGGAUGGAGGGAUCCGUCUGGAGUGCACAUCCACCGGUUGGUAUCCUCAGCUCCAAAUAGAGUGGAGAGAUGCCACAGGAGAAGACAUGCCGGCUUUGGCAGCAUCUUCGGUUGCAGAUGGAGAAGGCUUGUAUAUAAUCGCAUCAUCUGUGAUCGUGAAAGACAGCUCUGGGGAAGGGGUAUCCUGUAUCAUCAGAAAUCCCCUCCUCAGCCAGGAAAAGACCGCCAGGAUUUCCAUUGGAGACCCCUUCUUCUGGAGGGCCAGUACCUGGAUGGCAACCCUGGCUGGAACCCUACCUGUCUUGCUGCUGCUUCUCGCAGGGAUGGGUUACUUCCUCUGGCAAAAGUAGAAGGAGAAACAGGUUCUAUCCCGGGAAAAAGAGAGAGAAGAAGCAGAAAAGGAUUUAGAACGAAGGGCAAGAGAGAAGCUCCUGCGUGAAUUCGAGAAGAGAGAGUUCCUACUCAUGGCUGGUGAGUGCCUCUGACAUUAUCUCUGAAUUCACAUCUAAGACUCUGUGCUGGGAUAUUUCCCUGCUCUGUCCUCAUCCUUAAAUCUGCCCAGGGCUGAGAAAUG
This is a messenger RNA of Diceros bicornis minor, 1453 nucleotides long. RefSeq names its product butyrophilin subfamily 3 member A2-like. The record is from RefSeq and is a predicted model, not a curated record. Gene Ontology annotation, biological process: regulation of cytokine production; T cell receptor signaling pathway. Gene Ontology annotation, molecular function: signaling receptor binding. Lineage: Eukaryota; Metazoa; Chordata; Mammalia; Perissodactyla; Rhinocerotidae. The transcript has 8 exons. Gene Ontology annotation, cellular component: external side of plasma membrane.